This is a messenger RNA of Salvelinus sp. IW2-2015, 2073 nucleotides long. The record is from RefSeq and is a predicted model, not a curated record. NCBI's taxonomy places the organism in Eukaryota, Metazoa, Chordata, Actinopteri, Salmoniformes, Salmonidae.
AGACUGCACUCUACACUGCCCUGGGGCAUUGGGAAUUUUUUUUAGACCCGAGGAAAGGGUGCUUCCAAAUGGCUCUCCAACACUACUUCCAGCAGCAUCUGGUCUCCCAUCCAGGGACUGACCAGAACCAACCCUAUUUAGCUUCAGAAGCAAGGUAGSAGUAGGAUGCAGAGGGUGGUAUGCAUAUUUUCAGUCCCUGUAGCUCCGCGCACCAUUGUUCCGUCGUUGUUUCAGGCAACAAUGGCCGUGUUUGAGAGCAUCAAAACGAUUGCAGGCUACUGCCGACUGACUGAUCUACAAAUCACCCGUCAAUAACUACUAACUGUUGUAGAUCGGUCAGUCAGUCAGAAUUUACCCAUGAUGCAUUGCGGGUUUGAUCCUCUCGAACACGGCCAUUGUAACCAUUGUGUAACCAUUUCUAUUUGGGGCGGUCUUCUGAUUUGUUGUGGCAUUGACAGGUAACUAGGAAAACAGAAAUCCCAUUUUAUAAUCUCACCGUCCACCCUCCGUUGGAGUUUUACUGCUCUACAAACAGACGGAUCAACAUGGACGUCGGAUUUCGCCACCCUGUUCUUCUUUGCCUAAUCCUAGCGGUUUUGGGCUUGGUUCUGGCCGAUUUGGAUGGCCCUUUGAUGGGGGCACCCGGGUCUGCCGUCCGUUUGUCGGAAAACGACCCAGGUCUAAAGAAAGCACUGAAGUUUGCAGAAGAGCGCUAUAACAAGGGGUCCAAUGCGAUGCACGUUCGCAGAGUUAGCAAGAUCCUCUCUGCCAGUAAACAGCUGGUGAAGGGUAUCCGAUACAGCCUCAUGGUGGAACUAAGUAACACCCAGUGUAAAAAGGCUGCCAGACUGAGGGUCUGUGACUUCUACCCAGAAGAACACAACCUAAAGACAGAGGUAUGUGUGUUUGAGGUCUGGGACAUUCCCUGGGAGAGCAAGUCCACCCUUCUCAAACAGAAGUGCCAGCCAGCAGUUGAUCCCAAACCAGUUGAGACCAACAAAGUCGAAUUUCUGCCCCUCUCCACCAAACCAGUUAAGACCAACAAAGUUGAAUUUCUACCCCUCUCCACCAAACCAGUUGAGGUAAUAGAAAACAUAGCGUUUGUGGAGUCAGUGGAUUCUGUGGAGCUUCUGGGUCAGUUCAAAGAGUUUAUGGUCAGAUACAAUAGGACUUACAGCAGCCAAGAGGAGGCUGACCGGCGGCUGCGUGUCUUCCAUGAGAACUUGAAGACUGCUGAGAAGCUCCAGUCUCUGGACCAGGGUACAGCCGAGUACGGGGUCACCAAGUUCAGCGACCUCACAGAGGAGGAGUUUAGGACUCUGUACCUGAACCCCCUGCUGAGCCAGCAGAACCUCCAGCGGUCCAUGAAGCCUGCAGCCAUGCCCCACGGCCCCGCCCCGCCCAGCUGGGACUGGAGAGAGCAUGGAGCUGUCAGCCCCGUCAAGAACCAGGGCAUGUGUGGUUCUUGCUGGGCAUUCUCAGUGACAGGCAACAUUGAGGGCCAGUGGUUCGCGAAAACUGGCAAACUAGUGUCUCUCUCUGAGCAAGAGCUGGUGGACUGUGAUACAGUGGACCAGGCCUGUGGGGGCGGGCUUCCAUCAAAUGCGUAUGAAGCUAUCGAGAAGCUGGGUGGUCUGGAGACAGAGACUGACUACAGCUACACCGGCAAGAAGCAGAGCUGUGACUUCACCACUGACAAAGUCACCGCCUACAUCAACAGCUCUGUGGAGCUGUCCAAGGAUGAGAACGAAAUCGCUGCUUGGCUGGCUGAGAACGGACCAGUAUCUGUGGCCCUGAACGCAUUCGCAAUGCAGUUCUACAGGAAGGGCGUGUCCCACCCUCUGAAGAUAUUCUGCAACCCCUGGAUGAUUGACCAUGCAGUGUUGCUCGUGGGCUACGGAGAACGUCAAGGCAAACCUUUCUGGGCCAUCAAGAACAGCUGGGGAGAGGACUAUGGAGAACAGGGUUACUACUACCUGUACAGGGGAUCCAGGCUCUGUGGGAUCAACAAGAUGUGCUCGUCUGCCAUUGUGAACUAGGCGAUCUCUCUCUCUCUCACACACACACACACAC